AUGACCGAAAAAUUGCCCGACUUCGAUGCUGGUGUCGCGUACUGGACGGCGACGAGCGCAGAUGUAGACGGCGUCCUUGGAGGAUACGGCGAAGGCACCCCCGUCUCGCGCCUCGACGCAACCUCUUCCCGCCUGCUCAUCCUCUCGCUCCUCCCUCAACUCUCGACCAUCUCCCCUCCGCACCUCCCCGCUUCUUCCGCCCCUUCUCGUCCCUCGCGACCGUUCCGCGCUCUCGACUGCGGCGCCGGCAUCGGUCGCGUAACAUCCACCGUCCUCCUCCCGCUCUUCGACCUGGUCGACCUCGUCGAACCCGUCGAGCCGUUUGUCGUACAAGCGCAGACGAAUGCGUUGCAAGGCAGAGAAGGGUGGAAGUGGUUGCAUGUUGAGGAUGAGAGCAAGAAGAAGGGCGUGAGGAUUUGGAGGGCGGGGUUGCAGCAUUUCGAUCCGCUUGCGCCGGCGCGGCCGGUCAAGGGCGAGGCGAAUGGAGCGGAGGCGGCCGAAACGAGCGCGAAGGUGGAGCUGUUCGCGCAGCUGGGCAAGGAGGAUGCGGCAUGGCCUGAACCGUCGGAGGACUUGAAAGUUGCGGAAGAAGGGUACGACCUCGUCAUGGUCCAAUGGUGCAUCGGCCACCUCUCCGACUCGGAGCUCGUCGCGUACCUCCAACGAAGUCGACGAGCGCUCCGUCAACGGGCAGACGGGACAUGCGAGGGCUACAUCAUCGUCAAGGAGAACGUCUGCAAGGAUACGGACGGAGAUGGCGCGGGCAAGAUCUUUGACGAGGACGACAGCUCGAUCACGAGGUCGGACAAGGCGUUCAGGGAGGUGUUUGAACAGGCGGGGCUGACGAUCGUGCGGCGAGAGGUGCAGAGGGGUUUCCCGGCCGAACUGUUCCCCGUCGUCGCGUACGCGUUGCGAUAG
Molecule: messenger RNA, 918 nt
Organism: Rhodotorula toruloides NP11
Lineage: Eukaryota; Fungi; Basidiomycota; Microbotryomycetes; Sporidiobolales; Sporidiobolaceae
Product: DUF858, methyltransferase-like family protein
Exons: 3
Coding region: 1-918 (305 amino acids)
Biological process (GO): N-terminal protein amino acid methylation
Cellular component (GO): cytoplasm
Molecular function (GO): N-terminal protein N-methyltransferase activity
Source: RefSeq, a predicted model, not a curated record